UUCACCAUGGCGACGGCCGCCCCGCGGCGCUUCUGUCGCUGCGCCUGCUUCUGCUCCCAGAACCUGUACGUAGCGCGCUAUGGGCUGCACCUGCGCUUCCGGGACGAGCAGCAGCUGCGCCGUGACUACGGCCCGCUUCUGCGCAGCCGUGGUUGUGUCACCUCCAAGGACUUCCAGCAACUCUUGCAGGAGCUUGAGCAGGAGGUCGGGCGCCGCCGCAGGCUGGGACAGGAAUCAGCUGCCCGGAAAGCUCUCAUUGCCUGCUCCUACCACCCAGCGAGGCCUGAGGUCUACAGCUCACUGCAGGAUGCUGCUCUGGCCCCCGAAUUCCUGGCUGCAGCUGAAUACAGUGCGUCCCCAGGCGCAGAUCUUGAUGGCCUCCUCCAGCGCCUGGAGACAGUGUCUGAGGAGAAGCGCAUUUAUCGGGUGCCAGUGUUCUCUGCCAAGUUCUGCCAGACCCUGCUGGAGGAGCUGGAGCAUUUCGAGCAGUCAGACAUGCCCAAGGGAAGGCCCAACACCAUGAACAACCAUGGGGUACUGAUGUACGAGCUAGGCCUAGACGACCCGCUGGUGACACCGCUUCGGGAACGCUUCCUGCUGCCUCUGAUGGCCUUGCUGUACCCAGACUACGGUGGGGGCCACCUUGACAGCCACCGUGCCUUUGUGGUCAAGUAUGCACUGGGCCAGGACCUGGAGCUGGGCUGUCACUACGAUAAUGCCGAGCUCACCCUCAAUGUGGCUCUGGGCAAGGACUUCACAGGGGGUGCCCUAUACUUUGGGGGCCUCUUCCAGGCACCUGCACCCCUGAAGGAGACCCUGGAAGUGGACCAUGUGGUAGGCCAUGGUAUCCUGCACCGAGGUGGCCAGCUGCAUGGGGCUCGGCCCCUGAGGACGGGAGAGCGUUGGAACCUUGUCGUGUGGCUCCGGGCAUCUGCUGUUCGAAAUCGCUUUUGUCCCAUGUGCUGCCAGAAGCCAGACCUAGUGGACGACGAGGGUUUCGGUGACGGCUUCACCCGGGAGGAGCCUGCCACAGUAGAUGUAUGUGUGUUGACUUGAGCUUGGUCCCCCGGGGAGGAGUUGGUUCUGUGGCAGCAGAAACUUUGCCAUCUUUGGCAGGGAGGGCAGAAAUAAGCUCUGCAGCCAUGACACUCCUUGGGUCAAAAGGAGACGCAGACUUCUGGGUCAUUCUUUGGACAGAUGAUCUGUGGUAAGGCGGGCUGCUGAAGACAAGCCUUGUUUGAGAUGAAGGACUGAGGGUCGAGCAGGCCCAGGAAGAGAAGAAGCCAGGAAAAGACAUGGUUUUCAUUUAAUGAUGUCUGGCCUCAACCUGACCCCUGGGGAGCUGACUGACUGAGGAGGGAAGGUUGCUUCAUUCAGUGGCUCAGAGUUGGGGCUGGGAGCAAGGGAGGGAGGGGUCUCACCAGACAUCUACCUCAGAGAGGGUGGUUCCAGGGACUUAAGUGAAGUUCACUGCUCUGACUAUCAGCAGUGCUGGAGAGUGGAGGAUGCGGGGCAGGGUCCAGACUUUCUGGGUUCACAUCUGUGUUCUGGCAUGUCCAGCUGUGCGACUCUGGCCUCGCUAGAGCCCUGGUUGUUGUGACAGUCCAACAAGUUGACGUUUAUAAAGCACUUUAUAACACC
Grammomys surdaster is the source of this 1641-nucleotide messenger RNA. It is a transcript of the gene Ogfod2, whose product is annotated as 2-oxoglutarate and iron dependent oxygenase domain containing 2. The transcript has 7 exons. Lineage: Eukaryota; Metazoa; Chordata; Mammalia; Rodentia; Muridae. The record is from RefSeq and is a predicted model, not a curated record. The coding region runs from base 7 to 1056 and encodes 349 amino acids. Gene Ontology annotation, molecular function: iron ion binding; L-ascorbic acid binding; oxidoreductase activity, acting on paired donors, with incorporation or reduction of molecular oxygen.